GGCUGUGCCAGCUGCACGUUUCGUUCUCCCCCAUGUGCCCGCUGUGCUUGCCCCGUAGCUACGUGCUGGGCCCGGCGGCCAUGCGGCGGCUGGCAGACACCACGGUGCUGGUGUCGGGGAUGAAGGGGCUGGCUGUGGAGAUUGCCAAGAACAUCAUCCUGGCUGGGGUGAAAUCCGUCACCGUGCAUGACCCGGGCAAGGCCCAGUGGAGCGACCUCUCCUCGCAGUUCUUCCUCUCCGAGAGCGACAUAGGCCGGAACCGGGCCCUGGCCUCCCAGCGGCACCUGGCUGAGCUCAACAGCUACGUGCCUGUGACCACUGCCACCGGGGAGCUGGCCGAGAGCUUCCUGGCAGCCUUCCAGGUGGUGGUUCUGACCAACUCGCCCCUGGAGGAGCAGCUGCGCGUCAGCGACAUCUGCCAUGCUCACAACAUCCGCUUCGUCCUGGCUGACACCAAGGGGCUGGCCGGGGAA
Messenger RNA from Pelodiscus sinensis (Chinese soft-shelled turtle), 473 nucleotides. NCBI's taxonomy places the organism in Eukaryota, Metazoa, Chordata, Testudines, Trionychidae. The record is from RefSeq and is a predicted model, not a curated record.